This is a messenger RNA of Triticum turgidum subsp. durum (durum wheat), 2631 nucleotides long. Lineage: Eukaryota; Viridiplantae; Streptophyta; Magnoliopsida; Poales; Poaceae. The record is from the annotation of a GenBank genome assembly.
AUGCACAAAACAGAUAUACGAUCAUUAAUGCACUUCUAUUAUUUGCCAUACUUUCUUCUGCAGAUUUUGUUCUUGCAUCGUUCAUUACAGCAGUAUUGCCAAGCCAUGCUCAUAAACCGGCUUGAUUUCGCUGUACUUAAAUACAGAAACCAAAAGCUUUCAGAACAGCUAGCAGUCCAUAAGUUUGAGUACCAUGCCCUUGAGGGUAAAUUUGAUGAUCUCAAGCAGAAACAGAAGGCUCACCACGAGACCCAAGAUCUAGCUAACAAGUCUUGGGAGCAUCUUGUGAGAGAUUUGAAGGCUAUUUCUGCUUGCAAAAGUGGAUUUCAAAAUCCUUCCUGCAGUGCAGGUCCUAGCAAUGUGUCUACAGAUGGCACAUGCAUCCCAAAAGACAAGGACUUCCUUAGCAGACUUGUUGAGACAGGUGCCACAGAAAGUUCAGGUUGCCAUUUGGAAAACCAUGUACACUCGUCAAGUACUGAUGUGCUGCAGAAUAUAUUGUUCUCAUCAAAUGAUUCAUGGCAUGCAAAUAAGAAGUCUCUGUUAGAUCUCUUUGCUGCAUUACCUGAAAAUGAGCGUAGUAGGGAAUUGCGAACUACUGGUACUGAGCUGUCACUACAGCUUAAUGAUGCCAUACAAGAACUUAGUGAUCUCCACUUGAAGCACAGGCGGUUAACAGAGAAGCACCAUGAAGAGAGAUGUUUAAACGCUCGAAGCAAAGCUGAACAGAAACUCCUUAAAGAGGAGCUGGCAAGUGCUGUUGCUGAGUUGGAAGAAAGCAACCACAAAUUGGCAGUCCUCAAAGCACAGGGAGACCCUACACAUGGAACUCCAAUCUUAUUUCCAACUUUAGGAAAUAAAAGCUUGCCUGAGGAUAAUGUCAGAGACAAACAAAAGGAAUUGCAGGAUCUAGAGGCAUGUCACAAGGAGUUUACGGAUCUGAUUUCACAACGUUUGGUGGAAAUAAGGAGACUUCACGAAGAUAGAAUUGAAAUUUUGAACAAGUUGUCUACCUUCCAGAACACUUUGAUGGAUUUUAAGAGCAUUUCUUCUUCAAAAGCUUUCCAAGUUCUGAAGGAUCAACUCCAAAAGUCACAAGCAGAGUUGGACCACUGCCGAAUGCUAUUAGAGAAAUUACAGGUUAAUAAGGAUAAAUUGAUAUGGCAAGAAAGGGAAGUUAAUGUAAAAGUUGAUCUGUCUGGAAUUCCUCAUAGGGUAUCUCUGAAUUGUGAGUCAAGCAUUGCAGUUUUAGAACAGAAUCGGCAGAAAGUAGUUGAUGAAAAGAAUAUGCUUGCGCUGAAACUUGAAGAAUCUUCGAGAGAACCUGGUCGGAACCAAAUCAUAUCAGAAUUUAAAGCGCUGGUGUCAUCACUGCCAGGAGAAAUGGGUGCUAUGCAAACUGAAUUAUCCAAGUACAAGGAUGAUGCUUCAGAAUUGCAUUCUUUGCGAGCCGAAGUUCACUCUGUUUCUGAUAUUCUGGCUAGAAAGGAGCACACUAUCGACGAAUCAUUAUGUAGAUCUGCUCACGCUGGAUCUGAGACAAGGGGUCUACGAUCCAGGGUUUGUGAACUAAGGCAAACGAAUUGCGAGUUGAAGCUCUUUGUGGAAAUGUAUAAACGCGAUUCUACUGAUUCAAGAGAUUUGCUGGAGUCCAAAGAUGGAGAAUAUUGUGAAUGGGCUCAUGUCCAUAGCCUCAAAUCUUCUCUUGAUGAGAGUAGGCUAGAACAGCGUGUUAAGGUAGCCAUUGAAGCUGAAGCAAUGUCUCAGCAGAGACUAGCAAGUGGUGAAGCUGAGAUUGCUGAAUUAAGGGGGAAGAUGGAGAGUGCCAGAAGGGAUAUUGGUAGUUUAUCUGAAUUAUUGAAAUCAAAACAUGAAGAAGGUGAAGCGUACCUGUCAGAGAUUGAGAGUAUUGGGCAAGCAUAUGAAGAUAUACAAACACAAAAUCAACAAUUGCUACAGCAAAUUAUUGAGAGAGAUGACCACAAUACAAAGAUCUUUAUGGAAGGCGUUAAGGCGAAACAGGCACAGGAUACUUUGCAUUUAGAAGUAUGCAACCUGAACAGGAAUUUACGGCAGGCAAAGAGCUUGAUGGAUCUCUACAAAGAUAAAGUUGCCCAGUUUGACGACAAGUUAAAAGUUUGGUCAGAGCAGAUAGGGAGACUUUCAGAGGAUGGACGGCGACAUUCUGUAUCUUCAGGCAAUGCUCAACGAAAGCUGGUGGAUGUACAGGGAGAGGUUCAACAAUUGAGGAAGUCAAUGGAUGAAGUACAAGCCAAGGUCGGGAGGAAUCGACUAGAAGUUGCUGGGUUGCUUGUAGAACUAGAGAAGGAUAGGUUUAGUAAGAGGAGAAUUGAGGAUGACUUGGAAUCGAUGUCAAGGAAAGCUAGUUCUCUUCGAGUGAAGACAGAAGCCUCGUCGUUGUUGGAAAAGGUUCAUCAGGAGGUCAAUGAGUACAGGGGAAUAUUGAAGUGUGGUGUCUGCCGCGACCGACAGAAAGAGGUCGUGAUCACCAAGUGCUACCAUCUUUUCUGCAAUGACUGUAUACAGAAGUUACUUCGAAACCGCCAGCGGAGAUGUCCUUCCUGUGGAUUAAGCUUUGGGGCCAAUGAUGUGAAGCCGAUUUAUAUAUGA